AUGGCUCUUGAAUCUCAGUCUCCCUCGAUACACAACAGCUUGAUGGGCACUCGUAUUCCUCAUCCUGCCUCUAGCCGCUGGGACGAUGACGAUGAUUUUCCCUCUCCUGCAGCGAAGCGUACCAAGACAGGGCCAUCCAGCCCAAAGAGAAUCUCUCCCAGAAAGCUUCUAUCUAAGCAGCGGAUCAAAAAUGAAAUCCCUGACUCUGAAGAUGAUGAAGAACAAGAUACAGAAGAAGACGGCGGCGUGAAGCUACCAACAGACUUCAGAACCACUCAAUUAGAGGCGGCACUUCCUCCCGUUCAGACGGAUGAAGAAGCCAUUGAGGCUUAUGAGGCAUAUAAGGCGAGCGAGUAUGUUGAACAACGGGAAGCAAAGGACGGAGAGAGCACAAGCUCGUCUCGUUUGGAGUCAAGAAGUUGGGUCAGAGGGCGCAGCUCCAUCUACGUCGAUGCGUUCAAUCUCGCACUCGAUACUGUACUGGAGGAUGAGGGCCACCUCUUCAAUGAAGCCGAGCACAGCCUGUUCAGGAUUUGGCGAGACUUGAACUACGAAGCUCAGUACCUAUACGUCAGAUUGUUCCUGAGAAAGACCAGUAAAUGGUUUCGAGUCAAAGACUUGCAGUAUUACAGCGACGUGGCUGACGUCGACGCAGCGGUGCUGGAAUUGCAGAAGGAGAGACCUCUUCCUGCCGAUGGAGCCGAGCCCGAAAUCUAUGCUGGCGAGCUGGAACCGGACAAGGACACUGUGCUGGGCCAGAAAUUCGCCUUUGCAGAAUGCUCGUCCGACCAUAUCACAACCCUGGACGAGGCGAGUAGUCUUCUCCUGCUUGACGAGCUCAAGGUUCUGGCAAAGGAAGCGAAGGUGCAAGGCAAGAACAAGCGUGAGCUCUUGCGGAACUUCCGCCGUACAAGUGGAAAGCAGACAGGUCUGGGCUUCAAGGAGCUGAAACGUACAGAUACAGAGGACAGUGGCGUGAGCGUCAUGUCCGAGGAUACACAGUCGGUCUACGAUGACGACGACGAUGACCAGACAUCUGGGUCUAGAACUCCAACAAUCAAGAAUCGAGAUGCACAUUUCACGAAAAAAAUUCUGAACCGAACAGGGCGUUGUAUCAGACUUUCCCUGACGCCAUUGAAACUCUUCGAACGGGUCCAUCUCGUCUUCUACCGUAGCACUGAAUGGACGGAGAAGAGUCUGACGACGCUCAUUCUUGCAAAGAUUUCGCGUCGCAACUUUCCCGAAUACAUCGUCAGCCGGUCCACGACUAUUUUUGAGUCAAGAACACUCUUGCUCGAAUUCGAAGCCAGCCUGCGCACUCAGUUCAAAGUGGACAACAUCCUCGAGUUCAAUGGCACCCCGGGUCGUAAAUCGCUCGAAGAAGUCCUCAAGAUCUUCGAAGCCGUCUAUCCCCGCUGGAAAAUACUCCUUGCGGAAGAGCAGAGAAAGGAAGAACGUUUGUACGAAUCUGGCGAGGGUUCGUACCUUCGCCGCUUCAGCCCUGCCUGGGUCUACACCCGCAUCGUCCACAAAGGUCUCCAGCCCCUCGCGCGCUUCAAGGAACACGUUCGUGAGCACGAGAUCCUCACCGAGCUCCUUGACCAGCGGUUGUUUCACGCCUCCCGUCGCGGUGCAUGGUACCAGCGCAAGGCUCUGCUCGAGGAACAUUACAUGCACGCGCUGUUGCCCUCUGACGGUAGAAGCCUGGAGGCCAACAAAAAGCAUUGGAAGCGAGUCGCUCUUUCCACGUGCGAGCAAGGUCUCCAGGACAAGGAAUGCCACAUCAUAUACCAUUACGACCUGCAGAAGCGGGUCAAGAAGCUCGAGAGAGCGCUACGUAUACCGGUCCGCGAACAACAUGAUUUCGGACACGUCAGACUCGCCAAGCCCUUUGAACGGGAUGUCGUUGGCGUCAAGAUCGAGAAAGAUGACGAGCCAUCGAGGAAUCUCGGCAGCAGCAAUACCAGAAAGUCCAGCGCAAAUGCUCUCGUCGCGGAUGUCGAUAGCAAUGACGACAAGGCCGGAGGAGAAGGAGGAAAGACAACCACAAGCGUGGGCGCGAGCAAACCACCACCGCCUACCCUCGUACAUCAACCUAGCACCGGUGGCGGUGGCGGCCCGGGUGCAAAGACGAUCUGGCUCGACACGCUCGACACCAACGAGUCUGUCAGCGUCGAGGCCAUGUGCCUGUCCCACUACCGCCGCGUGCUCGGGUACAAGGGGUACCACAGCGAGGGUGGGAUCCUCCGGACCAUUUUCGGACUGUUGUUUUACGACAUUCUGUUCUUCGACCCCUACAUCCCCAACGUGUUCCAGACGGCGUACCAGACGUGCCCGCUGGACCUGCACACGGACAGCUUCUUCUCGAGCCGCGUGCCCGAGAUCCUGGCGAGGGCCAACCGGAUCUCCAACGGCGAGGCGGCGGAGAUUGUCGGGCGGGUGUGGGACGAGAACCACGAGAGGCGGACGUGCGUCGUCGGCGUGAGGUGGGACGGCUUCGAGCGCGAGGACCUGCUGGAGUGCGUGGCCUGUUGGGACGGCCAGGCCCUGGCCACGGUCAUGCUGGUCAUGGCCCAGGAGUACCAGAGCCGCGGCGGCGGCGUCCCCGACCUGGUCCUGUGGAGGGUCAGGGGGCCCGGGGACGCCGGGGACGCCGGGGGCGGCGGCGGCGGCGGCGAGGUCGUCUUCGUCGAGGUCAAGUCGGCCAACGACCGGCUGAGCGACACGCAGCGCCUCUGGAUCUCGGUCCUGCUGGGCGCCGGCGUCAAGGUGGAGCUGUGCCACGCCGUGGCCGGGGAGGUGGCGACCGUGUCGGCGGCCGGUCGCUUGAACAGGGCGACGUCCCGUUUGACCGGGGGAAAAAACCAGCCUUGUGCUUCAGGGUAG
This is a messenger RNA of Exophiala oligosperma, 2886 nucleotides long. RefSeq lists its product as uncharacterized. The transcript has a single exon. Bases 1 to 2886 code for a protein of 961 amino acids. Gene Ontology annotation, biological process: interstrand cross-link repair. Gene Ontology annotation, molecular function: 5'-3' exonuclease activity; flap-structured DNA binding; 5'-flap endonuclease activity. The record is from RefSeq and is a predicted model, not a curated record. Lineage: Eukaryota; Fungi; Ascomycota; Eurotiomycetes; Chaetothyriales; Herpotrichiellaceae. Gene Ontology annotation, cellular component: nucleus.